AUGGCUUUCCUCUGGCUCGUCUCAUGCUUUGCCCUCCUGGGCUCUGCCUUCGGCUGCGGGGUCCCCACCAUCCACCCCGUGCUCAGCGGCCUCUCCAGGAUUGUCAAUGGUGAGGAUGCCAUCCCCGGCUCCUGGCCCUGGCAGGUGUCCCUGCAGGACAGCACUGGCUUUCACUUCUGCGGGGGAUCCCUCAUCAGCGAAAACUGGGUGGUGACUGCUGCUCACUGCGGUGUCAAGACCUCCCACCUGGUGGUGGCUGGCGAGUUUGACCAGGGCUCACCUGCUGAGGAUAUCCAGGUUCUGAAGAUUGCCCAGGUCUUCAAGAACCCCAAGUUCAACAUGCUGACUGUCCGCAAUGACAUCACUCUGCUGAAACUGGCCACACCCGCCCAGUUCUCCGAGACCGUGUCCGCCGUGUGCCUGCCCAGCGCCGACGAUGACUUCCCCGCUGGCACCAUGUGCGCCACCACCGGAUGGGGCAAGACCAAGUACAAUGCCAACAAGACCCCCGACAAGCUGCAGCAGGCCGCCCUGCCCCUGCUGUCCAACGAUGAGUGCAAGAAGUUCUGGGGCAACAAGAUCACCGACGUGAUGGUGUGCGCCGGCGCUAGUGGUGUGUCCUCCUGCAUGGGUGACUCUGGUGGCCCCCUGGUCUGCCAGAAGGAUGGAGCCUGGACCCUGGCUGGCAUCGUGUCCUGGGGCAGCGGCUUCUGCUCCACCUCCACCCCCGCCGUGUACGCCCGGGUCACUGAGCUCAUGCCCUGGGUGCAGGAGAUCAUGGCCGCCAACUAA
Suncus etruscus (white-toothed pygmy shrew) is the source of this 792-nucleotide messenger RNA. RefSeq names its product chymotrypsinogen B. Gene Ontology annotation, biological process: proteolysis. Bases 1 to 792 code for a protein of 263 amino acids. The transcript has 7 exons. NCBI's taxonomy places the organism in Eukaryota, Metazoa, Chordata, Mammalia, Eulipotyphla, Soricidae. The record is from RefSeq and is a predicted model, not a curated record. Gene Ontology annotation, molecular function: serine-type endopeptidase activity.